Messenger RNA from Protomyces lactucae-debilis, 441 nucleotides. RefSeq names its product multi protein bridging factor 1-domain-containing protein. The transcript has a single exon. Gene Ontology annotation, cellular component: nucleus. NCBI's taxonomy places the organism in Eukaryota, Fungi, Ascomycota, Taphrinomycetes, Taphrinales, Protomycetaceae. Gene Ontology annotation, molecular function: DNA binding. The record is from RefSeq and is a predicted model, not a curated record. The coding region runs from base 1 to 441 and encodes 146 amino acids.
AUGGAGAAUCAGUUCGAGCAGGUCAUCAUAGGCAAGAGCGCAGGAGCACGCACAGGUGUUGCCAGGACGCAGGGAGAGAAGAAUGCAGCAGCACGUUCAGGUGCUGUUGUAGGCACAGAGAAGAAGUAUGCCAAUGUCAAUGCCAACCACAAGGACACAGAGGGUCAGAAACUCGCCAAGAUUGACCGGGACGAUGAGCCGGCACCUCCCAAGAAGCUUGAGCCGGAGAUUGGCAAGACGAUUGCAAAGGCGCGGAUGGAUAAAGGUCUGAAGCAGGCGGAUCUUGCCAAGACGGUGAAUGAGAAGGCGACGGUGAUCAACGACUACGAGCAGGCGCGGGCUAUCCCUUCGCAGGCUGUGUUGGGCAAGUUGGAGCGUGCCUUGGGUGUCAAGCUACGUGGCAAGGACAUUGGCAUGCCACUCGGUGGACCCAAGAAGUAG